AUGCCGAGCCGGGAGGUGCUCAAGGAGCUGCAGGAGGAGUGCCUGGCGGACGACGUCGAGCUGCCAGAAAAUGCGGACGCGUGGACUGUCUCCGAGGCUCGCGAGUACUUUGAGAGCGGCGGCACGUCACGGCCAGGCCAGCCCGCGUGUGUGCCGGCGGCAGGUGAGAACGAGAGCAACCUCCAGAUCCGCUGGGCGGUGGACACGGCAGAGUGGGACCCGCAAGAGGCGGAGUGGGAGGUGCUGCUGCGCACGCUCCCCGAGGAGGAGGCCACGCGCGUGAUGAAGUUUCACUUCCGCGACGACCAGAAGCGCGCGCUCGUCUCGCGGCUGCUCCAGCGUCACGCGUGCGCCCGCUACCUCUCUCUGCCGCACGGCGAGGUGCAGAUCCUCCGCACUAAGGGGCGCAAGCCGUACCUCGCCUCGCCGCACUCCUCGCCGCUCGAGGAGGCUUGUCUAUACUGGAACUUCAAAGAUCGCACGAGGGAGCGCUCUGUUAUCCUGGCAUUCGACGCCCACCAUAGAUAG
Molecule: messenger RNA, 528 nt
Organism: Emiliania huxleyi CCMP1516
Lineage: Eukaryota; Haptophyta; Isochrysidales; Noelaerhabdaceae
Exons: 1
Coding region: 1-528 (175 amino acids)
Cellular component (GO): cytosol
Molecular function (GO): magnesium ion binding; holo-[acyl-carrier-protein] synthase activity
Source: RefSeq, a predicted model, not a curated record